AAAUCAGAAUAAAUGCAAUUAAUUUUAGCUUUCGUUCUGUGAACACGUUAAAAAAGCAGGUCUUAACGGAACAAUUGAACAGUUAAAAAUAUAAUUAUUUCCAAGGUUAACCAUUAAUAUAUUUAACAAUUAAUUAUUUUAUUUUAAAAAUUUGUCAAAAUGCCUGGGGUACCUCUUGCGAGACGUUCCACUGGAACAAAAAUUAAAGGGGAACUCUUAAAGUCACCAGAUAUCAAAAAUGCUCCAAUUAAAUUUAAUAGUCGUAAUGUCAAUAAAUACAUCAAGGAAUUGAUAACUGAACCAAAGGGAAAACUGAGUAAGGAACAACAAGCAACCAAAAAGAAACUGGAAGUUUAUUUAGCAGAGCAGAUGCUGAAAAGUGAUAAAAGUUCGAAUACUAAGAAAUCGGCUAAACCCAAAAAAGCGCCAGCCAAAAAGUCGAGCGGUGGAAAAGCAAAAUCUAAAAAGAAAAGUAGUUCAGACGAUGAUGAGUCGUCAUGUCCGUCGGACUGCGAAUGCAAAUGUGGCAGCUCUGAUGAUUCGAGCAGCAGUUGCAGUUGCAGUGAUUGCUGUGGCAGUGAUGACAGCAGCAGUUGCAGUUGUAGUGAUUGUUGUGACAGUGAUUCGGAUGACAGUGAUGAUAGUUCCAGUGAGGAGGAUACCAGUUCGAGUGACGGAAGCUAUUUAGAGAGUGAAUUCAAUUUUGCUUCGGAUACAAGUGACAGCAGUUUAUUCAAUAACUCUGAUAGAAGUAAUUCUUCACUCAGUAAUAGUUCAUCAAGUUCUGAAGAGAGUAGUGAUAGUACAUCAGUUUCUGAAGAAAGUAAUGAUAGUACAUCAGUUUCUGAAGAUAGUGACAGUUCCAGAUAUUAAGAAAUAUAGUGUUUAUACUUCUAAUGAAAUUUUUGCAAUUAAACAUGAAGGC
Messenger RNA from Teleopsis dalmanni, 925 nucleotides. Its product is annotated as dentin sialophosphoprotein-like. NCBI's taxonomy places the organism in Eukaryota, Metazoa, Arthropoda, Insecta, Diptera, Diopsidae. The transcript has 4 exons. The record is from RefSeq and is a predicted model, not a curated record. The coding region runs from base 160 to 873 and encodes 237 amino acids.